CAGCACAUGAAACAGCUGACCCUGUGACGUAACACUUUGAGGUUUUUGGGGCAUUCCUCUCAUUUCCAGUGUGUAGCUGUACCCGACGAAGAGUACAUUAGACUAUCUGAACAUGGCUUUAAAUCGAAAUCAUUCUCAAAACGGAGGGGUUUUGAUAAACAACGGCGAGAGUGUGUUGAGGGAAUGCAAGAAUGUGGAGCUGUCCUUCAGUGAUGUCACCAGCAAGACAGACCUGCUGAGGGGGACCAAGAAAGGGACUGUUUACCUCACUCCAUACAGGUUGGUGUUUGUGUCAAGUAAUGCCAAGGACAGCCUGGGGUCUGUGAUGUUCCCAUACUACCUGAUGAAGGGCUGCAGCAUUGAGCAGCCAGUCUUCGCCGCCAAUUACAUCAGGGGCACAGUGUCUGCUGAAGCUGGGGGAGGCUGGGAAGGCCAGGCUAGCUUCAAGAUGUCUUUUUCCAGUGGGGGAGCCAUCGAGUUAGGUCAGCACCUCUUCAAACUGGCAACAAAUGCAUCUCGUGCCCCUCCUGCUCAAAACGGAGGCGCCUCCUUUGGCUAUCCCUCUCCUGGAGUGAUGAAUGGCUACGGCCCACCACCUGUUCCUCAGAACUACCCGUAUGAACCCCCACCCCAGCAGAAUGGUUUCUACCAGGCUCCCCCAGGCAACAUGGGCUAUCCCUACCCUAUGGCAGCCGCAGGAAUGUACCCAUCUGCCCCUGCCUACAUGGCCCCACCUCCCCCCUAUCCUGGGCCCCCCCAAAACUGGGCUGCUCCCCCUGCAGGUAAUGCCAAGGCAGCAGAGGCAGCAGGCAGCGCCUAUUUCAACCCCAACAACCCCCACAAUGUCUACAUGCCCAUGGAACAGCCUCCUCCCUAUGCACCUUCUGCCCCUCCUGCUCCUUACCCAGGCUAUCCAGAGAAGAAGAACAACUAAAGCUCAAUAACCAUCAUCCCCUAAUAAAUGUAACAGCAAAUUAUUAAGGGGAUGAUAAUUAUUAGACUGGAAAGGAAAGUAUGAAGUACUACAUUGACAAAAAGGCAAGAUUCUUUUUCUGGCAAUUCACACAAAUAAUUUUGAGGCACAACAAUGUUGGGACAUUUUCAAAUGGUGAAUGUUUCCUUUUAAUCAUGAGUAAAGCUUUAUUUCACCCCCUCCCACUCAGUUUAUUUUAUUUUGUCAAUUGCCAAGUAAAUGGUUAUUCACUUAACAGAUAAGUAUUCAAUCUUUUCAGUUAAUCAUGGUCAUCUCUCUCUCCUUCAGUAUGGGGAAUGUAUAGGCAUUAAAUAUUUACAGCAUUUUUUAAAUCUAGAGGUUUAUUACCAAAAUACAUUUUAUAACAAUUUUUGAUUAAAAUGAUGAUGCUUAUUAACAAAACGACCAUUUCUAUUCCUACUAGUAUUGUAAAGUAUUUUUACAUUCACGUUCACAGUAAGUGUUUCCAUUGUGUUGGUGUGUGGUUUAAGUUUGUUCCAGAGAGCAUUGAAUGAAAGCUGAAGUUCCCAGUGCUCUCAUUGCACACCAUACCUUUUCUAGAUUAUUUCUGGCUUUUUAUUGAAGGAAGGAAGGAAGGAAGUGCAUGUUAUUUGAAUAUGGCAAUUGGAUGGAGCACUGACAUGUACCGCUACAUAUGUGAGAUUAUUGGUAAUGUGCAAUGUUCCUAGAUCUCACAAAUAACUUGUGUUGAGCCUAGAGAUGAUAACUGGUCAACAUGAAUAACCCAUGUCCUAGUCAAACCCUGUAUAUUGUAUUGAUGAAUGCAAAGCCCGGCUGAAACCAAAACCCUACUCUGUGCAAUUACACAAGUGUUGGGUUACUAGGCCAUGUAUUUAUUUAGCCGCUAGCCCGCUACACAGUGCUUUCUUGCAGUUGUGACGAAUUAACCUGUGAAAACCACUCAUUUAUUCCUGAUUAAACUGAGUUGUAGUGACUAACAGACCAUAUAAUUGCUAUUUUCUCAGAGUGCAUAGAGAGGACAUUUUUGUACUAGUUUUAGGUUAGAGGUUUGGUUGGUUUUAAUUAUCUGCUUAAAUUAAUCAAAUGUCUGAAAUAUUUUGUUUGUAAACCAUACUCCUUAUUUUGAGUUCUUUAUAUUGAUUCAAAAUCUAAUAAUAAAUAAAUGUUUAUGUAAAACUUA
Molecule: messenger RNA, 2135 nt
Organism: Oncorhynchus tshawytscha (Chinook salmon)
Lineage: Eukaryota; Metazoa; Chordata; Actinopteri; Salmoniformes; Salmonidae
Product: WW domain-binding protein 2
Exons: 8
Coding region: 113-934 (273 amino acids)
Biological process (GO): positive regulation of DNA-templated transcription
Cellular component (GO): nucleus
Molecular function (GO): transcription coactivator activity; chromatin DNA binding
Source: RefSeq, a predicted model, not a curated record